AUGGCAUACAACGCGCAGGGCGGAGAAGCAGGCGGCUACUACAACGCCGGACAGCCAGCUCCUCCGAAUUAUCAGCAGCAGUACGGCCAGCAACAGUAUGGCCAGCAACAGUAUGGCCAGCAGCAGUACGACCAGCAGCAGCAGCAGCAAUACAGCCAACAGCAGUACGGCCAAGGCCAGUACAACCAGCAGCCCUCCGGGCCUCCUCCCCAGCAGGGCUACGGCGAGAAUGGCUACCAGAACAACGGGGAGAAGCCCAUGUUUGAACAAGCUUUCAAGGUCGAUCGACCAAAGUGGAAUGACCUCUGGGCUGGUAUCCUGCUCAUAAUCGUCUUUCUCGGUUUCGUCGCUGUCUCUGGGCUCUCGAUCCACGGUUACGCAACUACCAAGCGUUUCAAUGGCGGCGGCAUCUACGAUGGCGCUCAGUCCGUUGGUCUCAACACCAAUACCAUUGUCUUGUUCAUCUUCUGCCUGUGCAUUGCCAUUGUCUUCAGCUGGGUCUAUGUCUGGCUUGCCCGGCUCUUUCCCAAGGCCUUUAUCUGGAUUACCGGCAUUCUGAACAUCGUCUUCGGCUUGGUUACGGCCAUCUACAUGCUUGCUCGGCAUUACUACUCCGGUGGGAUAGUCUUCUUGCUUUUUGUGGCCUUCCUGAUCUUCGCCUUCAUCACAUGGAUCCCCCGCAUCCCCUUCAGCGCCCUGAUGCUCAAGACCUCGAUUGACGUGUCCAAGAAGUAUGGUCAUACCUACCUUGUGAGCUUCCUAGGUGGUCUGCUGGCCACGGCUCUUGCAGCCUGGUACAGCGUCACAUUCGUCGCUGUUUACGUCAAGUACGAGCCUGGCCUGAAUCCAGCCUGCAGCCAAGGUGGCGGUGGUUGUAGCUCUGCCAAAGUCACAGGCUUGAUUGUCUUCAUCACCUUCGCCAUGUACUGGAUUUCUGAGUGGCUGAAGAACACAAUUCACACCACCAUUUCCGGCAUUUACGGCUCCUGGUACUUCCACCCCAACAACCUGCCGAGAGGAGCGACCCGCGGGGCUCUGAAGAGGUCCUUGACCUACAGCUUUGGCAGCAUCAGCUUUGGUAGCUUGAUUGUGGCAAUUAUUAACUUCUUACGCCAAAUAUGCUCUGUCGCCCAGCGAAGCGAGGCGGGCCAAGGAAAUGUUGUUGCGAGCAUCAUGUUUUGCGUCCUGGGUUGUAUCAUUGGCCUCUUGGACUGGGCGGUACAGUUCCUCAACCGCUAUGCCUUCUCUUACAUCGCCUUGUACGGAAAGGCCUACAUCCCAGCAGCCAAGGAUACCUGGAACAUGAUCAAACAGCGCGGUAUCGAUGCACUUAUUAAUGAGUGCCUGAUUGGGCCCGUCCUCAGCAUGGGUGCCACCUUCGUUGGAUACGCCUGCGCCCUGAUGGCAUAUCUGUACCUCGUGUUCACGCACCCAGCAUACAACGCCGACGGCUCAUUCACACCGGUAGUUGUGGCUUUCGCUUUCCUCAUUGGUCUGCAAAUCUGCAACAUCUUUACGACCCCAAUCAGCAGCGGUAUUGACACCAUUUUCGUUGCAACUGCCUGGGAGCCUAUGGUUCUCUACAACGAGCACCCCGAACUUUACCAGGAGAUGUGUCGGGUUUAUCCACAAGUCCAGCAAGCGGUGCAUCCUUAA
Neoarthrinium moseri is the source of this 1656-nucleotide messenger RNA. RefSeq lists its product as uncharacterized. The transcript is spliced from 3 exons. Gene Ontology annotation, biological process: transmembrane transport. The coding region runs from base 1 to 1656 and encodes 551 amino acids. Gene Ontology annotation, cellular component: plasma membrane. NCBI's taxonomy places the organism in Eukaryota, Fungi, Ascomycota, Sordariomycetes, Amphisphaeriales, Apiosporaceae. Gene Ontology annotation, molecular function: transmembrane transporter activity. The record is from RefSeq and is a predicted model, not a curated record.